Messenger RNA from Grus americana (Whooping crane), 5607 nucleotides. It is a transcript of the gene CNOT12, whose product is annotated as tankyrase 1 binding protein 1. NCBI's taxonomy places the organism in Eukaryota, Metazoa, Chordata, Aves, Gruiformes, Gruidae. The coding region runs from base 472 to 5256 and encodes 1594 amino acids. The transcript has 13 exons. Gene Ontology annotation, cellular component: heterochromatin; nucleus. Gene Ontology annotation, biological process: double-strand break repair; cellular response to ionizing radiation. The record is from RefSeq and is a predicted model, not a curated record.
AUCGAGCGGGGGGCUCCGUUGCCACGGCGACGGGCCUAGGCCCGCUGGUUGCGGCCUACCCACCUACUCGAGCUGGGGCUUCGUUGUCGGGGUAACGGGAGUAGGCCCCGCCGGAGGAAGACUUUUUGGGAGGGUGGAUAUAUAUCCACACACACACGGGACGGACCCGUAUCCCGGGGCGGGGAGCGGGGCCUCGUCACCGUCCCGGGGCUGCCAAGGGGUUGGGAAACGGGCCCGAUGGUUUCCAGAUGUGGGCUGGGGCGGUCGUGACGCCGGUUCCCCCGUGCCCCGGUGAGUCACGGGAGCGGCAGCGGCGGCGGCAGCGUGAGACCCGUGGGGACGGUAACCCCCCUUCCCCUCCUUCCCGCCCGCCCUGCGCCCCCCACCCGUGUCCCCGACCCACUCCGGCCAUGAGGCUGCCGUGGGGAAGGGGCUGACCCUGUGCUGCGUCCGCUGAGCCCCGGUUUCGCCAUGGCCUCCCAGCCGCAGCCCCUGCGCCCCGCCUUGCCCUGCGCCUCUGCUGCAGGCGCCGGGGGGGCUGGGCUGGCGGCCGGCAGCCCCGAGAAAGGCAACGCUCGCCCCAAGCCGCCCGUCCGGCCCAAACCCCGGGUGCUGCCCAAGCCGGCCCUGCCCGCCAAGCCCUCCCUGCCACACCCCCCACCGGGGCUGCGGCACCCUCGUCCGGAGCUGCCCUCCGCCGAGAAGAUGAACCGCCUGGCAGGGCCGCAGCCCUACGGCGGGGGCAACUCGGGGGGGCCCCUCAGGCGCCCCUCCUUCACCCUCAAGUCAGCCGAGACCCCCAAUGGGAAGGGGCUCCCGUCCCCUCCGGUCACAGCCGCUGAGGACCCGGGUUCGGCCCCUGGCGAGGAGGUGUCCCCCGCUCCGCCGACCCCCUCUCGUAAAGGCCCGGCUCCCUUCAAGGUGACGCCGGUGCCGGUGGCGACCAAACCGGAGCGAUUUCCGGGCACCACUGUGGAGGAGAUCCUGGCCAAAAUGGACAACAGGGAGGGCCCAGGGAGCCCAGACCGAGCCCGGCUCUCGCCCUUUUGCCCCGAUCCCUCCUCUCGCUUCGGCUCCAAGACCUUCACCGCCUUCCGGAGGCGGCCCAAUGGGGAGGCCGAUGGAGCCCCCCCCGGCGAAGCCUGCCAGACACCCCAACCUGUGGCGGGCGAGCUGGGGACCGGGGAUGACGGACGCCCGAUUGCCGAGACGAGCGGCUCCCCCCCAGCCGGCCCGAGCUGUGCCGGGGACCCCCGCGGACGCCGGAGGCCGCCUUCCCCCCCUGACCUCUCCUCUCACCAGCCGGGCGCCCUCGGACCCCCUGGCUCCCCACGGUCCCCCGCCUGCCCGGCCCCAGGAGCUCCUUUCCGGCCUGCCGAGCCCUCCGCCUCGGCCCCCGGCUCUCCCGAUGCCCCCCCAGAGCUCCCGGCCCCCGGCUCCCCCACGCUGGCCCCCGGCUCCCCCGAAUCCCCCGCUCGGCCUCUGGCUGAGGUCUCGGCCACCUCCAUCCAGGCCCCGGGAGCUCCCUCCUCCACAGCCGAGCCGCGGCUCGGUGUCUCCCGCUCCCCCGGCUCUCCCCACACUCCCGGAGAGGGAUCCCCCAAUACUGCCAGCCCCCCCGGCACUCCCGAACUGCCCCCCAGAGUCACCUGUCCCCCCGGCUCUCCCGAGGCUGCCGCUGAGUACCCGUCCCCCCCCAGCCCACCCCUCGAGCUCCCUGCUAAAGCCUCCCGUCCCCCGGGCUCCCCAGAGGGACCUGACGACUCCCCGGUGUCCCUGCAGUCCCCCGAGAGUCCCGAUUUCAGCCCCCCUCCCCCUUCCAGGGACUCGGGGCUCCGUCGCGCCUCAGAGGGGGUGCUGCGGCCCCCGGCCGUGGGGCAGGGCAUGGGGGAGCUGGGGGGCUCGCUGAGCGCCCUGCCCCGUCCUGGGGACCUGCCUCCAGAGCUGGCCCUGGGCAGCGAGUCUGGCUGGAGCCUUUCGCAGUCCUUUGAGUGGACGUUCCCCUCGCGGGGGGCUCGGCGGCUGGCGUCCCCCCCCCAGUCCCCCAUUCGGGAGACGGCCGACUCGGGGCUGUCUGAGGAGGGUGAGUCGGAUGGAGAGGGACCGGCCCCCGGCCCCCCGCACCUCCCGGGUGACAGCGGCUCCGAAGGGCACGGCCCCGCGGUGGCUGGCAGCCGGGGAGCAGAGGGGGCUCCGUGUCCUGGGGGCCCUGUGGCCCAGCGAGAGGCCGAGGGCUCGGCGGAGGAGGAGGAGGAGGAAGGGGAGGCAGAGCGGGGCCCUGCCGUGCCGCUCUCCCCUCUCUGCGUGACGGAGCCCGAGCCCCCCGCCCAGCCCGGCCUCCUCGAGGCCACCCCACCGGAUCCGGCUGACCCGGCCUGGGAGCCAGCGAGCGGCUGCCCGGUGAGCCUGCAGGGCCCCGGCGGGCCAGGCCGGGCCGAAGGAGCUGCGAGGGGCCCCGAUCCCCACGCCGACCCGGGCUGGCUGACCGAGCUGCUGGCGUCGCCCAAGGCCCGCGCCACGGGGCACGGCUCUCCGGACGCGGAGGGGCCGCAGGACCUGCUCGGCUGGUCGCGGAAGGACCUGUGCAGUGAAUUUGGCAUUGGCAGAGCUCACCAGGCCGACACCUUUGACUGGACCCAUGAGGCCGUGGCCAGGGAGAGAGACUGGCCUGGUGAGAUGGAGCAGGACCGGGAAUUCAGGACCAAAUCAAGCUGGGAUGGCACCCACAGCGUCAGGGAUGGGGACCAGCAGGAUGGGCCCUUUGGCACAGCCAGGAAGGACUGGGGCAGCGAUUACAAAGGGACAGAGCUGAUGGAGGAAACGAGACUGGGCUGCAGCGACUGGCCCAAAUCCCACGGCGUGGGGGAAAGCUGCCUGCAGGAUCGAGACUUCGGUGCCGGCAAACCCCAGUGGGGCACAGGCUACGGCUUGGAGAGCGUGGGCAGCAGGGAGGAGGUCGGCUCCGGGAAGGCUGACUGGAGCAGCAGCUACGGCGUGGAACACGGCCAGCAGCGGGAUGAGGAGCCGAGCUCCAGGCAGCCCAGCUGGGCUGGCAGGUACGGCUCCGGGGACCCAGAGAGCCAGGACGGGGAGAUCACACCUGUGUGGGCUGGCGAAUACGGCACCAGCGAUGUGGAGAUGAAGGACAGGGAGCUCGCCCCGGACUGGGCCAGUAAAUACAGCAGCAGGGAUGCUGAGGCCAAGGACAAGGAUUUUACGCUGGGCUGGGCUGGCAGAUCCAGCACUGGGGACACUGGGACCCCAGACAAGGAGUUCAGCCCCAGCAGGCCGGCCUGGGACAGCAAGUACAGCGCCAGGGACAUGGAGAGCCAGGACCGGGAGUUCAGCCCCAGCAGACCAGCUUGGAGUGGUGAGUACAGCACCCGAGACAUGGAGAGCCAGGACCGGGAGUUCAGCCCCAGCAGGCCGGCCGCGGCAGGUGAAUACAGCACCCGAGACAUGGAGAGCCAGGACCAGGAGUUCAGCCCCAGCAGGCCGGCCUGGGAUGAUGGAUACAGCGCCAGGGAUGUGGAGAGCCAGGACCGGGAGUUCAGCCCCAGCAGGCCGGCCUGGGCCAGUGAGUACAGCAGCAGAGAGAUGGAGACCCAGGACAGCGGGUUCAAACCCAGCAGACCAGCAUGGGAUGAUGAGUACAGCACCAGGGACGUGGAGAGCCAGGACCGUGAGUUCAGGCCCAGCAGACCGGCCUGGGCCAGCGAGUACAGCUCUACGAACACUGAAAAGGAAGAAAGAGAGUUUAGUCCUGGCCGGCUGAGCUGGGCUGGUGAGCGCAGCGUUGGCCAAACCGAGCUGGUCGAUGCUUUUGGCGUCAGGAAAGACGACUUGCCUGGCUCCCGUGCCCCUGAUCCCCCGGCCCAGCAGCCCGGCUGGGGCAGCACCGACCGGCAGGGGCGCGGUACCACCGACAGCACGGACUGGGCUGAAGAGCUUGGAGGAGCUGAGCGCCACAACCAAUUUGGCAUCAUCGGGACAGAGCGGGUGCCAGAUCCCUCCAGCGCCGGAGCGUCGUCAGAUGGCUCGAUGUCCUGGGCUGCUGGAACGAGGUCUGGUGGCCUGCAGGAGCCCCUGGCAGACUGGCACAGGGAUCUCCCCUUCAGCGGCUCGGAUGCCACCAGCUGCCUGGGCGCUGGUGAUGCCGGCGGGGUUGGACUGGGCCAGCCGGCCUGGGGCCAGGGCCUGGGCAGCCUGCCUGCCCCGGGCAGCCCUGCCCGGCCCCGGGAGCCUGAGGUGGAAGAGCCAGGCUGGAGCCAGGACCUCGACGCAGCCGGCUGGAGCGCGGAGCUGUGCGACGCCGAGGCCAAGCGCCGGGAGUGGGCUAGCGCAUUCGGCGCCCGCUGCGCGGCCCGGAGCCGGGACUUCGGCACCGGGGAGCAGAGCCCGGGAGAUGAUGCCGGCUCGGCGGACGGAAGCAUCCGUCCCUCGGACCCCAGCCCGUCGAUGGGCGAUGCUCCGGCUGACUCCCCAGCUGCGGAGCCCCCCCGGAGCGAGCUGCCCAGCCCCACCGAGGAGGAGAGAGACGUCCCUGAGCUGGCCGCUGCCCCACGGAGCCCCAGGGCCUCCCCACUGCCAGAGGCUGCUGGUGCGACCCUGUCGGACUCAGAGAGCGAAGAAUCCCCCUCGGACCACCCGGAUGGGAAGAGGCCACCGAGCUGGGAGGAGAAGCGGCUCUCCCUGGGCACCCCGCAGCCCGAGGGACUCACGGACGACGCCGGGCAGGAGUUCACCUUCCUGGAGGACACGGAGGUCCUGGACAGCAGCGUGUACCGCAGCAAGGCCAACCUGGGCCGCAAGCGCAGGCACCGGGCGCCGGCCCUCCGCCCCGGGGCCACCUCGGAGGGGGACAGCUGGAUCUUCCGGGACUCCACAGAGCCCCGUCCAGCUCGCCCAGCAGCGUCCUCCGACGAGGAGGCAGUGGAAGAGCCCAAGAGCCGGCGGGUGCGAGCGUCCCCGUCGGGCAAGGGGGUGAAGGUGCCGCUCUUCCCUGGCCUCAACACAUCCGCCCUCAAGGCCAAGCUGAGGGGACGGAACCGCUCGGCCGAGGAGGGGGCACCGCCGGGGGACGGCAAGGCAGCCCCCCCCAAGGACCCCCACGUGCAGCGCUCCAAGUCCUGCAAGAUCCCCGGCCUGAGUGGGAAACCCCUGGCGCUGCCCCCCAAGCCGGAGAAGUCCUCAGGGUCUGACGGCUCCCCCCCCCACUGGCUGCAGGCACUGAAGCUGAAAAAGAAGAAACCUUGAGCGGGACUCGCUCUCCUGCCAGCGCGUCCCCGGAGGCUGAUGGCCGCUGUCUCCGGGAUCAGGCCUGUCCCCUCCUGUGGUGGGACACACACACACACACACACACACAUCUAUGCACUUUGUACGAUGCUCGAGGGUCCCUGUCCCCCUCCCCUCACUUCCUCCCCCCUCCUGGGCCCAUGGGCCUCCCCCAGCGCUCCCCUUCCCCUUGGUCCCCGUGUCCCAGGGGCUGGGGGGCAGCGAGCCCGCUCCCUUCCCCUCGCCCCUGCCCUUGUAUCACCCUCAGACAAAGAGCAGCAGGUCAGGAUGUUGGUGCCACUCGGACCGGACAAUAAAACUUCCUUGGUUGGU